This is a messenger RNA of Strongylocentrotus purpuratus (purple sea urchin), 6056 nucleotides long. RefSeq lists its product as uncharacterized. Lineage: Eukaryota; Metazoa; Echinodermata; Echinoidea; Camarodonta; Strongylocentrotidae. The transcript has 5 exons. The record is from RefSeq and is a predicted model, not a curated record. The coding region runs from base 356 to 2551 and encodes 731 amino acids.
UGAAGAUAAACAGACUCCUGAUGUUGCACCAGAUCCAGCAGAUGAUGACAAUGAUGAUGACUUUGCACCAGAUUCAGCAGAUGAUGACAAUGAUGACUUUGCCCCAGAUCCAGUAGAUGAUGAUGAUAAAGAUUCUGACUUUGCACCAGAUUCAGCAGAUGAAGAUGACAGUGAUAGUACUGACUUUGCACCAGAUUCAGCAGACGAUUGGGACAAUGAUACUGACUUUGCACCAGAUCCAGUAGAUGGAGAUAAACAGGAUCCUGACCUUACACAAGAUUCAAGAGAUGCAGGGCAUUCUGUCACUGUGAUAAACACGCAAGAUCCAUCUACUGUAGAUGAGCAGCCAACAGUUAUGUGCACAGACAAUACAAAUGGAAGAAAAUACAACAAAGGGACAUAUUGCCCAUUUUGCCAACGGUAUGUUAUGAAAUUUCCAAGACAUUUAAGGGAGUUUAAGGCACAUAAAAAUGAACCCCAAGUUGUUGAAUGGUUAGCAACACAAGACAACAAGUUGUUAACAAAGAUGCGAAACUAUGGCAACUUCCUUCACAAUGCAGAGGUGCUAAAAAACAAGGAAGGUGUACUGAUACCAGUAUACCGACCCAACAAAAAAGAUGCUGACUGUGAUAAAUAUGUACCGUGCAAUACCUGCUAUGGCUUUUUUGCAAAAAGAGACCUGUGGAAGCAUAGUUGUGUGUUUGAUGAGAAGACAGAUGAACCAGUCAGGAAGCGCAUGCGAAGAAAUCGUGUCAAAGCUGGUAAAAUGAUGUUACCUUUUGAGGGCUCCGAGGCAGUUCGUGCUAUAUUUGCUGGAUUGAGAGAUGAUGAGGAAGGUGUUGGAAGCUUCAUUAAGAAUGACCCUCUCAUGAAGAAAUUGGCUGACAAGUUUGCUCUCAAGUUGGGACAUGAUAGUGAGCAGUAUAAUCACAUCCGAAAUAAAUUGAGAGAGGUUGGAAGAAUGGUAUUACAAUACAGACGAAAAACGAAGAACAGUACUACAUCUUUGGCUGAUUUAAUUGACCCGAGCAAGUUCAGAGAUGUGGUGGAGGCUACAAGAACAGUAGCUGGGUUUGACGGGAAGAGGCAUUUGUAUGUCACUCCAAGUUUAGCACUCAAACUUGGACAUACCAUGAAGAAGGUCUGUAAUAUAUUGCUAGCAGAAGGUAUAAUGGCAGGUGAUAAGGUCCUUGAGGACAGAUGCAAUAACUUCUCCAAGCUCCUGGACAUGAACUGGCAUGAGCAGGUUUCGUCCCAUGCCCUACGCACACUUACGCAAAACAAGAGGAACAACCCCCAAUUCUUGCCAAUAACAACUGACAUUCAGACCCUGGCAUCAUUCCUGAAGAAAGAAAUGAAACAUGGGAAACAAAAUCUACUCAGUGAUCCAUCGAACAUUCAGCAACAUUGGAAACAUCUGUCUGAAGUUACCCUGACUUUAUUGUUGGUAUUCAACCGCAAGAGAUCAGGGGAGGUUUCUAAGAUGAGAGUAGAAGACCUUCAUAAAUGCAGAAAAGGUUCUGAGGGCCUAACUCUGUUGGAAGGCUUGUCAAAGUGGGAACAAGAACUGUGCAAGAUGUUAUGGCGCAUAGAAAUCGUAGGGAAGAAGGGCCGCACUGUUCCUAUGUUGCUAACUGAGGUAAUGAAGGAUAGCUUGGAUCUACUCAAUCACAACAGAGAGAAAGCUGGGGUUUUGGAUGACAACAAAUUUGUCUUUGCAAUGUUGCAUAGCAAUGGACACAUCAGAGGAUGUGAUACUCUUCGCAAGCAUGCUGAUCUUUGUGGAGCAAGUAGACCAGAGUUUCUUAGAUCAACAAGACUUCGGAAGCAUAUAGGAACAGUCUCUCAACUGAUGAAUCUAGAACGGAAUGAGGAAGACAUCCUUGCAAAGUUCUUGGGGCAUGAUAUUCAUGUUCACAGAGAAUACUAUCGUCUACCAGACGAGACUUUACAACUGGCCAAGGUUUCAAAGGUUUUGCUGCAGUUAGACAGUGGAGAUCUAAGUUGUCUGAGUGGAAAGGGACUUGAUGACAUCCAGUUGGAUAAAGGGGAAGAGGUAAUUUUGGAAGACCCUCUUGAGCCAAAUGAUGACAAUGAGAAUAUUGCGGAUGUCAGUGGUUGUUCCCCUACAACAUCAUCUGAGGAAAAGGUCAUCGAGUACACACAGGACCUACAGAAGACAAGACGCAAAUUACAGAAGAGAGGUUGUUCCCCUACAACAUCAGCUGAGGAAAAGGUCAUCGAGUACACACAGGACCUACAGAAGACAAGACGCAAAUUACAGAAGAGAGGCCCCAAGAGAGUGAAAGCAGUACCUGAAAAGUUGAGUACCGGUAAGAGGAAUCAGAUCAAGCGACCCUGGACUCCUGACGAAAAAGCUGCUGUCCAUGAAACCUUUCACCGUGAGAUUUUCCAAAACAGACUUCCAGGUAAAGGUGUGAUUCAGCAAUGUCUUAACAAAAAGGCAGUUCUUCACAAGCGUACUUGGACGCAAGUUAAAGACUUUAUUAGAAAUUAUCUAAAAUACAAGGGGAAUAAAGGAUUUCUGUAAAAGGAUUUCUGUAAAAGGAUUUCUCCUGUGGUGCAUUUGUGACUUGCUUUUAAUUUUGAGGUGUUGGGUCAUGUACAAUUAUAGAUUCUCCCUGUAUCCUCUCUGCACCAAUACUGGAUGUCCCAGUCUUCUCUACUUUUUUUAUUCUUUAAUUUCUUUAAUGUGAGAUAUGAGAUGAUUGCUCUUGCUAAGCAAACCCAACCAGGCCAAAAAUAGUAUAGUUUGAUCAGUCUCCAUCAAGUUCAUAGAUUGGCAGUGGGAACCUAGCUAGCCUAAGGCUGCUAGUGAGGCGGGGACGACCGUAUGUCACUAGCAUAGUGUUAGUAUUGCUAGGAGACCUGUUUUUGUCAAAAGACCUAUCUCAUACAUUUACACAUCUUCUGUCGCAUUAUAUUCCACUAGUAGGAAAUAUCAUCUUAAUGCUUGAACUAUUAUAUGGGUAUUGAUAAUACAGUAUAUAAAUCUUUUACCAUGAUCAAAGACAUUAAUAAUCCAAGUGUUGAGAAUUAUUUCCAACUAUAAAUAUAUAUGAUAAAAUUGUUCUGUACUAUUUACCAUUUUAUUAUUUAAGAACCAUGUAAAUGGAGUCAAUAUAAAUUAUAUUGAUUAAGGUUCAUUUAAGAAUGAAACAUUUUGGUUAUUUUUGGUUCAGUUUACCUAUGCAAAAAGCGAUGACAUGCUAUUAACCUUAGAAGAGAAAGAAAUGGAUUUUAUAACACAUGUAAUUUUACCUCAUUGUCCUGAUUACCUCCUGCCAUAAAUGUUAAUCACUGUUAUAGAUAUUUCUUGCUUGCAUUAUGAGCAAUUGUUUUGGAGAAAUUAUUUGGAUGUUCUGGGAUAUUCCUUACUGUAUCACCAUAAUUAAUUUCCAUAAUCAAUUUCCAAUCAUUCAUAUAUGUAUUACUGUACUCUGGUAUCUAGCUGUGUUUCAUUUGUCACAUUAUCAAGCUCUAUUUGGAGUGGGGAUUCCUAGUGUGUUCUACAGUGUAUAAGUUUCUUACUCUUAGCUACAUUAACAUAAACCAGUUUUUUACCAUGAUGUAUUUUGCAGUAAACUAAUGUAAAGGGUCUCCUGCACCAGAGGCAAGUGAGCUAUGCUCCCCAUUUUGCACCCCCCGUCAUCUGUUUUCAUGUUUGUCUUCUUUAUGGAAACACAUUCUUUCAUUUUGACUUAUUAUUAUUUUUUUUAUUUUUUUUAUUUUUUUAUUUUUUAUUUUUUAUUUUUUAUUUUUUAUUUUUUUUUGGGGGGGGGGGACUUAGUUUUUUAACAAUGGCAUCCUGGCCAGCAAGUAGCUAUUAAUAAAGACCCCUUUACAAGUAGUAAAGGUAUUUUUCACAAUUUUUCUUCACAUCUAGGAAUUAUAGAACAAAGUUAACCCUAACUAGGCCUGGGGGAGUGGGGUGGGGUGGGGCUGUUUCCCACCAGCCCCUGCAGACAAAGUCUAGAGGGGGCAUUAAGCGUUGCACCUGUCUGUCUCUUCAUCCCCAAAUUGGUUUCUGAGCGAUAACUUGUUCAAUAUUUGACAGAUUCUAAUAAUUUUUGGUGUGUAGGUAGAUCACAAUAAAAGACAGGUCAAAUUUGAAUUCGGAGUCCACAGGUCACAAGUCAAAGGUCACAACUCAUAAAUUUUUAUGCAAAUUGGUUUCCGUGCGAUAACUUGAAAAAUAUUGCACGGGUUUUAAUGAUUUUGGGUGUAAAGGUAGGUGUCAAAUUCGAAUUUCGAGUCUGCAGGUCAAAGGUCACACUUCAUUAUAUGCAAAUUAGUCAAAAAUGUGUUUCCCCUCCAUAUAACUUCAGAAAUGUUUGAUGGAUUUUAAUUUGUUGGUAUGUCACUAGUUGAUUUAUUGGUUUUGUAAUACAUAAAUGUGCAUCUGAAUUUGAUUCAGUUUAAAAAAAAUGCAGGAUCGAGAAUGAAAUCAACAUCUCUUUUUCAGACCAAAAAACUAAUAAAUGCUUACUAUAUAACCACAUUAAGUGGGGGCAUCUGUUUCCUAUGGACACAACACACUUUUUCUAGUUUUAAUCUUGCACAUCGUUUCAGACCAUAUUUACUACGUCCAGGCAUGCAAUUAAGUUUCUCAUAAAUGUGAUUUCAUGCGUACUUUCAAUGCACAAUGUGUUUAGUUGAUACCAUGAUUUUUUUUUAAAGCACAUUUGCUAAGAAUACUAUAAAGAGUAUCGUGAACAAAAAUUAAUGUAUUUGGAGUGAUAUGUUGUGAUUUGGAGGCAGCAACUCUGAUUUCACGCAUAAAUUAGCAUAAUUUUUUUUAAUAAAAUGAUUUCUUUAAGAAGAAAAAAUUUAUAUACAUGUAGGGCCUACGAUUUUGUAGAUUAUACAAUGCAGGCAUCGUCCCUGCUAAUAUUAGUCUUGAUCGUUCGGUCGAUGGACGACAUCUCACGCGGGCCUCAGAAACCUCCCUCCCCUGCCAUAAGGCCAAAAUAGCCUGGCCUAAUUAGGGUCAACCAUGCUUGUACUGUGCUAUAUUGUUUGAAAAUAAAGUAGUUCGUCACAUGUGGUGGCCAAUGUUGGUCAAUAGAGGAAUUAAUAUAUAGGGGUUUAGAAAUCAAAUGGGACUUGUCUUACAGUUUAUUUGAAAUUACAUUUAAUUCCAACCAAACUUGUCAGGAAUUAAUUUAAGGGGUCAUUUUUAUUCCUUUUAGUAGUUGUCUCAGGGUGGGGCCGGAUUUGGAAAAACUGAACAAAUCAUUUCAACAUUUACUAAAAAUUAUUGAGCCAAAAGAGUGUCCAUGAGUGCCUUUGUAGUUGAAAAUAAAACUUAUUUUGAGAAAAUGAAGUUAGUCCCUAGCACAGACCCAGGUUUUGAAAUUAUGGUAUACAUAUAGAGAUUUAUAGACAUAUGAGGAAGAUUUUCCCCAAUAUUUUCCUUAUUAAAGUCCUUAUAUGCUUACAAAAGUUUAUCUACAAUUUCGUUUUUGGAAGGAGGUUUCUCAGUUUGUUCAUAAGGUAACAGAACUGGAAAGAAAUUAGUAUGUUGUGCUGCUACUCCCACUCCUUGAUUGAAUGUCUUUGGAGAAAUAGCAGUGAUUAUUAUUUUAUAUAAGAGUAAAGUUGUUUAUUAUUAAGAUUAGAUUCUUCUGGUCAGUUUCCCAAAGAUGUAGGUGUAUGCUCAGACGAGGAUCACCUAUUGGAUCUUUCCAUGUUUGCAUGAGGUUAUUUACUUUACCUUUCAGUGUUUAUUUAAAUGUUUUAUCUCUAAACAGAACUGGGGGUAACACAAUACAUGCAUAUUUCAUGUUCUGAAAUGCAAUAUUUCACCUAGUUUUCAAGGCAGAUCCCACCAUGUAUAAACAUGUUUAACUUUUUAAAUGAAUGCUUGAUGUGAUUUCCUGUGAAAAGAAAAAGAUGAUCAUGUUUGACAGUGUUCAUAAUUUGUUGAGUGUUUUCUGGUCUGUUAUUUUUUCAUAUUCAUUUCUUGAUUGAAAACAUACUUGCUGGACUGGGCAAUUGUGUUAUUAAAUGUUCAUAAAUCAUUAUUACAUUUA